Molecule: messenger RNA, 2432 nt
Organism: Empidonax traillii (willow flycatcher)
Lineage: Eukaryota; Metazoa; Chordata; Aves; Passeriformes; Tyrannidae
Gene: LRIT1
Product: leucine rich repeat, Ig-like and transmembrane domains 1
Exons: 4
Coding region: 1-1881 (626 amino acids)
Cellular component (GO): endoplasmic reticulum membrane
Molecular function (GO): protein binding
Source: RefSeq, a predicted model, not a curated record
AUGAGGAUCGUGGUGAGUUUGCUGUGUUGCCUCACACUCGGGGGGCUGCCAGGGGCGAGAGGCUCGUGCCCAUCCCAGUGCAGCUGCGCCUUCCACAGCCUCAGUGAAGGGACCAAAGCCAGGACAGUGCUGUGUAAUGACCCAGAGAUGACCCUCCCCCCUGUGAACAUCCCCGUAGACACAAUCAAGCUUCGGAUAGAAAAGACAGCCAUCCGCAGGGUGCCAGGAGAGGCUUUCCACCUACUUCACUACCUGGAGUACCUCUGGAUGCCCUAUAACUCCCUGGCCAGCCUCAGCGGAAUCACCUUCAAGGGCCUUCGUCGUCUGCAGGAGCUGAGGCUGGAUGGGAACAAUUUAAUAGCUUUCCCCUGGGAAGCCCUGGCUGGCAUGCCACAGCUAAGGCUUCUGGAUCUACACAACAACGAACUUACCUCAGUCCCUCCAGAUGCUGCUCGUUAUGUCAAGAAUAUCACAUACCUGGAUCUGUCUAGCAAUAAGCUGAUGACCCUUCCUCAGGCUCUUAUUGCCACCUGGGCAAACCUCCAGGCUGUUCCUUACUUCCCCAAUGAUAACUCCAAGAUCAUCCUAGGCUUGCAAGACAAUCCUUGGGUAUGUGACUGCAGUCUGUAUGAAAUGGUCCAUUUCCUAAAUUUCCAGUCUCCUAACAUAGCGUUCAUUGAGCCCAGGCUGAAGUGCUUCACGCCCCGGAGCCUUGCAGGAGUGUUCUUCAGCCAAGUGGAGCUAAGGAAGUGUCAAAGCCCCGUUGUACACACGUCUGUAGCCAAAGUGAAGACCAUCCUGGGCAGCACCGUGCUGCUACGAUGUGGGACAACAGGGGUGCCCAUCCCUGAGCUCAGCUGGAGGAGAGCUGACGGUGCUCAGCUGAAUGGCACAGUUCACCAAGAGAUUUCCAGUGAUGGGAUGAGCUGGUCUAUUCUGGGCUUGCCUGUAGUCUCUUACCUUGACUCUGGAGAGUACAUCUGUAAAGCAAAGAAUUUUCUGGGAGCAACAGAGGCAUUCAUAUCUCUCAUCAUCACAGACUCUGAAAGCACGGAUGACCCAAACUCUUCUAAUGGCAAAGGCACAUGGAAUGGGAAAGCGAGUGGGAUGGAAGCAGCUGCCUACAAUGACAAACUAGUAGCAAGGUACGUUAUCACCACCUCCACUGUGCCUACCCUAGGGGCUGGAGUGGGCACUGGAGAGGGCCUCCUCUCGGAUGUGGAACAAGACAGCAACCCCAGAAACCUGCUGGUGAGCCCACCCACCGGUCAGCAGGAGCCAGAGCGAAUGGUGAGGAGUGUCAGGGUGAUAGGAGACAGUGACCAGAGCAUCACCCUGGCCUGGAAGGCACCUCUGGCAAAGAACACGACGGUAUUCAGUGUCCUCUAUGCCAUCUUUGGGGAGAGAGACAUGCGGCGGAUCAACGUGGAGCCGGGGAAGACCAAGGUCACCAUUUAUGGGCUGCUUCCCAAGACCAAAUACAUCGUGUGUGUCUGUGUGAAAGGACUGAUCCCCAGGAAGGAGCAGUGCAUCAUAUUUUCCACGGAUGAAGUUGCCAGCGCAGGAGGGACCCAGAAGCUCAUCAACGUGGUUGUCAUCAGCGUGGCCUGUGUCAUUGCUGUUCCCCUGACGCUGGUGGUCUGCUGUGGAGCACUGAAGAGGCGCUGCAAAAAAUGCUUCGUGCGAAAACCCAAGGAAAUUCAGGAAUCCUAUGUCACCUUUGAAAGCCUGUCUCCCGGGGCCAAGGCGAAAGGUGUGGAAGGGGAAUACUUGACUAGACAUACUCCUGAUGAGUCCAACAGGCUGCUGUCUGCCCGGUCCAGUGUGGACUCUGAAGCGAUACCAAAGAUAGAGGGACAACCUAAUGAAUACUUUUGCUGAUAGUAGCUAGGAUGAUUGCCAGCUUGCCAGGUGGAAAGCAUGUGGCUGUAUAUACCACUGUGCUCCAGCAAUGCAGGCCAGCCUGUCAAUGCUUCUGUCUCCAACAUGUUCUGGAAGAGGAUUCAAGAGGGUAGAUGGUGCCCAAGCUUUGCAGAAACAUGUUGCUCACACCACUUGGGGUUUGCUGUUUUGUACCCAGUCAAAAACUUCUGUGAUAAUGGCCUCGUUCUUCUGGACAACUUUUUUUUUUUCCCCCUGUAAAAUGAAGCAUGCACACUAAGUGUGAGGACAUUAAGCAACAUUUCUGAGUGUGUUCUGCUUGGUGUUGUUUAGUACCUGCUCUGCAAUAUACUAGGUAUUUUAUUCCCAGCUCUUUUUAUAUUCCUCUGGUUGACAAACAGGGGACUGUUUAGUAAUUCUACUAUAAAUAUCUAUGAAGGUGAAGACUGAGAGUCUCACUUUUGACAUUUCCUGUGUUUGCAUGAAAAAUGCAGUUUGAUGCUUAGUAGAUCACUAAAUACAACCUUUUCUAUUGUGUCCAACAUAAUAAC